Molecule: messenger RNA, 706 nt
Organism: Cryptotermes secundus
Lineage: Eukaryota; Metazoa; Arthropoda; Insecta; Blattodea; Kalotermitidae
Product: fatty acyl-CoA reductase 1
Exons: 3
Coding region: 162-680 (172 amino acids)
Biological process (GO): long-chain fatty-acyl-CoA metabolic process
Cellular component (GO): peroxisome
Molecular function (GO): alcohol-forming very long-chain fatty acyl-CoA reductase (NADP+) activity
Source: RefSeq, a predicted model, not a curated record
ACUCAACAAUAGAAUAAAAUUAUAAAAAUUACUGUACUGUGCAACUGAAAAGCUAUUACCAAGUCACCUAGCUAUCAAAAGCUAAAAACAAAAAUUUAUGUGAAAAGUAGAUUAUUACCUGCAUUAAUGGUAGUGAAACAUGCCUUUAUGAUGGAUACACAAUGUACAAACAUUUGAAAACAGAAACAAUGACAACUAUGGACAAGAAGGGUGUGGACCUGAGAAAUAGCAACAUCCUGGAACUAUUUCGGGGUGCUCAGGUCCUUCUCACCGGAGCAACAGGAUUCAUGGGUCAGGUGCUAAUGGAGAAACUUCUCCGCACCUGUCAAAUAGACAAACUCUACAUAAUCAUCAGACCUAAGAAGGGAAUGACAGAAAAGGAACGCCUUAAGAAAAUAUUUGAUAGCUAUCUGUAUGAACGACUACAGCGGGAACAACCAAACUGCAUCAGCAAAGUUGUUCUUGUCACAGGUGACAAUGAACAACGAGGACUUGGACUGAGCCAAGAGGACCAUGCUCUGUUAGUCCAUCAGGUUAACAUAAUAUUCCACGCUGCAGCAACAGUUCGUUUUGAUGAAAAACUUACAAAAGCUGUUGCCAUAAACAUUCUAGGAACUAAGGACAUGCUAGAUCUAGCAAGAGAAAUGCCACAUUUGAAGGUGAGCUACCACACUGUAUGAAAGCGCCUCAUCUUAUAUUAUCUGCU